Messenger RNA from Peniophora sp. CBMAI 1063, 1476 nucleotides. NCBI's taxonomy places the organism in Eukaryota, Fungi, Basidiomycota, Agaricomycetes, Russulales, Peniophoraceae. The record is from the annotation of a GenBank genome assembly.
AUGGCGCCGAAGAAAGGAAAUAAGCAGCAGAAAAUGGCCUUGAGCGAUUUCUUGGUCGACGAUUCGCUCGGCUCCUGGGCAGACGAGAUGGAUAAUCUGCCUACAGCCCCUUCGGGCGCAAACGACGGCGGCCCUCGCGGCGGCCGUGACGACUAUCUCUCUUCUCGCCCCGACCGUGGCGGAGGAUUCCCGCCCCGCGAAGAUCUUCCUCUCCCGACUUCGCCGCCUUACACGGCUUUCGUGGGCAACAUGGCCUUCGAUCUUAGCGAGCAGGAUCUCGAGGCGUUCUUUGAUGGCCUUUCCGUAAAGAGUGUGAAAGUUAUCAAGGACCGCGACGACAGGCCCAAAGGCUUCGGCUACGUCGAGUUCGGCAGUCUCGACGAUCUCAAGGGCGCGCUGGCGAAGUCUGGAACGCCCCUCGCAGGCCGCACAGUCCGCAUCUCAGUAGCCGAACCGCCGAAAGAACGCGAUGGCCGUCCCGGCUUCGGAGGCGGCGACCGUGGCGGGAGCUUCGACGAUACCAAGUUCGAAUCCGACUGGCGCUCAUCUCGCCCUGGCCCCUUACCCCCCGCUCCUCGUGGCGGCGGCGGCUUCGGCGGCGGCGACCGUGGCGGCUUCGAGAGGCGCGAAGGUGGCGGUGGUGGAUUUGAACGCGGAGAUCGGCCUCCGAGGGGAGACAGGGAGCCGUUACCGCCCAGCGCGGCUGAUACAGCCGACGCAUGGCGCUCUUCCCGCCCCGCCCGCCCCGCAGAGCCCGAACGCAAACGCUCGAACUUCGGCGUCGGAGCCGGAUCAGCCGGUGCAGCCGAUAACGAGGAGACGUGGUCGAAGGGCAGCCGGUUCCAGCCUAGCACUGACGAGCCGCGCCGUGGUGGAUUCGGUGGUGGCUUUAGGCGCGAUGGACAGAGGGAGAGGGAGAGGGAGGAGCAGCCGCCUAGUGCGGCCGAGUCGGGCGAGACGUGGAGGAGGGGACCGAGUAGGCAGAGUACGAGCCCGACGAGCUCGACGCCGCCGACGCCCAGUGUGGGCGGGAGGAGGCCGUUGAAUCUUCUUCCGCGUACGGGGGCGCCGAGUGGGACUCCGAGCCCGUUGGCUUCGCCUUCGUUGCCGGGUUCCAAGGCUAAUCCGUUCGGUGCUGCCAAGCCUGUGGACGUUUCUGCGCGCGAAGCAGCUGUUGAAGCUAAGAUCGAGCGUCAAGCCGCGCAUGCUACAUCGCACCACCCCAUGUCCCGCACAGGCAGCCGCACGGCCUCUCAACGCGGCUCGUCGCGUCUCAACGAGAGCACCACCAGCCCCGCCACCAGCCCGCGACCGGCACACGCCAGCCCCAAGGGCUCGCACGACGGCAAGGAGGGCGCGAAGACUAGUGGUACGGGCGGCGUGAGGAGGGAAGGCUUCAGCUUCGCUGCAGCGGCCGGGAAAGAGGAUAAGGAUGCUGAGGGCGUCGCACAGAGCUUGAGCGAGGUCACUAUUUGA